Molecule: messenger RNA, 816 nt
Organism: Penicillium argentinense
Lineage: Eukaryota; Fungi; Ascomycota; Eurotiomycetes; Eurotiales; Aspergillaceae
Exons: 2
Coding region: 1-816 (271 amino acids)
Cellular component (GO): membrane
Source: RefSeq, a predicted model, not a curated record
AUGGCCAGCCUUCAUUUCGACCGUCGCGCCGAGGAUGAACCCGUCUCGAAACUGACGGUGGCAGUCAUCCUGACGCUCAUCUUCGCCCUCCUCACCAUUUCGCACAUUGUGGCGACCGUCAUGACUCGCACGGCUUUCGGCAUCUGCAUGUUGCUUGGAGGACUUUUUGAUACGGUAGGACUUAUUGCCCAAAGCUGCUCUGAUGACUACAUUAAAGGCGAUAUGGCAACGAAGCUCGGACAAGUCUUCCCUUUCCUCGCACCUGUCCUAUUCGCGGCAGGCAAUCACCUCUUCUUCGUUCGCUACCUCCGCAAGACCGCGCUCCACGGAUACGCCUGCGUCCCACCCGACUUUGUUAUUGUGGUCACCGGCGGUUGCGAUAUUCUCUACUUCAUCAUCCAAGCUGUCGGUGUUGGUAAACUCGCCAAUGCGGUUACACCUGCUGCAUUUGACACCGCAAGAAUCAUUAUUCUGACAGGCCUCGGUCUCCAGAUUGUCUGCGAUGGCUUUUUCAUCAUUGCAUCCGUCAUCUUCCACUCCCGCGUGUCCUCCUUCUACAGUUUGAACAACACGUUCCCACAUACACGGGCUCAGAUGUGGGGUGUUCAUCUGUGCAGCUUCAUCAUCAUGGUGCGGACUAUCGCUCGAGUGCUGGAAGCCGCGUUCAGCAAUUCGAAUGUGCACAUUCUGGAUAUCUUUCUGAUGAGUCUUGUCCUGUUUCUCACUCUGACUUGGUAUCCCAAGUUCGGAUUUUGCAGCAGACGGCGGGCGAAUAAUGAUUUCCAAUUUCCCCUGGCGAAUUUCCAAGCGGGUUGA